This is a messenger RNA of Tripterygium wilfordii, 1976 nucleotides long. RefSeq names its product proline dehydrogenase 2, mitochondrial-like. NCBI's taxonomy places the organism in Eukaryota, Viridiplantae, Streptophyta, Magnoliopsida, Celastrales, Celastraceae. The coding region runs from base 328 to 1860 and encodes 510 amino acids. Gene Ontology annotation, molecular function: proline dehydrogenase activity; FAD binding. Gene Ontology annotation, cellular component: mitochondrion. The record is from RefSeq and is a predicted model, not a curated record. The transcript is spliced from 4 exons.
AAUUAAAUAAUUAUAAAAAGGAAAGGAAAGAUUCCACAAAAUCCUGUACAACACAGAGUCAUUUACAGCCGUUCAUUAUAGUCCGAGUCAGAACGUCGUGGAGUCGACGUGGCAAGUAAAGCCAAAUCUUGCUCUUCAAUUUACAGCUUGUAAUAGGCAUAAAAACCCCCUUCUUUUUUUCUUUUUUUUUUUCCCUUUAAAUUCGAACCCAACGUAUCCAAAACCACACUUCAUUUUCUUCAUUAAAAAAACCCCUCCCAAACAGAGCCUAAAGAAAACAGAGUGUUUUUGUGUUUCCACAACGAAAAACAGAGCUUCCUCUGUUUCAUGGCCACCCGUGUAAUCCCACCAAAGCUUCUCCGAUCUGUCACCCGUCCCCGAACCUCCGCCACCACCACUGCCCUUCCACCACCCUACUUCACCGCCCACAAACUCCAACCCUCGCCCCAGUUGCCAACACUGCAACGACCUGGAAUUGUUACCAGAUUAGCAACACCAACUGCGUCCUCUGUUUUGAACCUCGACGACCACGAGAAGAUCUUUUCGUCCCUAUCGACGGUGCAGCUGUUGCGGUCUUCGGCGAUUCUGCAAAUGGCGGCGACGGAGCCGGUGGUGGAUUUGGGUUUGUGGGUAAUGAGGUCUCAAUUGAUGGAAAUAAAGGGUGUUCGUGAUGUGUUGUUGAGCACAAUCAAACACUCGUUUUACGAACAUUUUUGUGCCGGUGAGGAUGCUAAAGAGGCUAAAGAGUGUCUUUUAAAUGUCAAUGAAAGUGGGUUGAGAGGGAUGUUGGUUUAUGGGGUUGAACAUACCUGUGACGUUGAUGCUUGUGAUCGGAAUCUCAAUGGGUUUACCAGCACCGUUGACAUCGCCAGUUCGCUACCAAAAUCCUCUACCAGCUAUGUUGUUGUGAAGAUCACUGCAAUUGUCCCUCUUGACCUAUUGGAGAGGGUAAGUGACUUGUUGAGAUGGCAACAGAGAGAUCCAUCUUUCAAUCUUCCAUGGAAGCUCGAUUCCUUCCCGGUUUUCUCCGAAUCGAGCCCUUUAUACCACACAAUGUCAAAACCAGAACCAUUGACACCACAAGAAGAGCAGAACCUCAAACAAGGCCAUGAAAGACUGCUAAAACUAUGCCAAAGAUGUGUUGAAGCCAGUGUACCACUAGUGGUUGAUGCAGAGGAUACACAACUUCAACCUGCGAUCGAUUACUUGACAUACUCGUCUGCGAUCGUUCAUAAGAAUGCUGAUAAUCCGGUUCUGUAUGGUACAAUUCAAGCAUACUUGAAGGAUGCAAAGGACAGGUUGUUGCUGGUGAGCAAAGCUGCAGAAAAAAUGGGUGUUCCAAUUGGGUUUAAACUGGUGAGAGGUGCUUAUAUGUCUAGUGAAACAAAGCUCGCGAAUUCACUAGGGUUCGACUCUCCCAUCCACAAUAGUAUCCAGGAGACUCACGAUUGCUACAACGAUUGUGCUUCUUUCAUGCUCGAUAAGAUUGCUGAUAAUGCAUCAACUGGGGUUAUUCUUGCAACCCAUAAUGUUGAAUCAGGAAAACUGGCUGCGACGAAAGCAAGAGACUUGGGGAUCAAGAGAGGGAACGGGAGGCUUGAAUUUGCGCAAUUGUAUGGAAUGUCAGAUGCACUUUCUUAUGGUUUGAGCAAUGCAGGGUUUCAUGUGAGCAAAUACAUGCCUUAUGGUCCUGUGGAUGUUGUUAUGCCAUACCUUCUAAGAAGAGCUGAAGAGAACAGAGGGAUGUUGUCUAGUUCCAGCCUUGACAGACACCUCAUGAGGAAGGAGUUGGUGAGGAGAAUCAAAGCUGCUGCAUUGCCCAAGUUUGAGAUGCAAGGCUAUCCUCAGCACAGUUUGUAAAUUACUAAAUUGUCCCAAAAUGAGUAUUUGAAAAGAAAAAAAUGAAAAUAAAACUGUAAUUGCAGUGUAUUGCUCAUUUGUUCAAUCUAUAAUACUAGUUUAUGUUUUCCUAGUCA